ACCGGACACGCAGCCACAGGCGGGAUAUUAAACAACACGUUGAAAAGUAAGUUCUGUAAUUGUUUCUAAGGUUUAUAUGUCUACUAUUACAACACUGUAAUUGAUUGAAAUGUUUAUUUCGACUAUUUAAAUAAUUAACAUUAUAUAUGGUAAUGGUAAUGUAUAAAAUAAAGAAAUUAUUGCUUUUUUAACCUUAUGAAAUGAUCCUCUUGCCUGCAUGAUUUUAACCUGCUCUGUCACAACCCAUACCGUUUUUCACCUGUUGAAAUACCUUUAAAUGGGCCAUGAUACAACCAAUCUGCCAAAAAGGACGGAAGUCAGUUUCUGGCGGACGAUCACUUUUUGGCAGCACACCGGAACUUGCCUGGAGUUGAAAGGUGAGUGACGUCACCAUGGCCAAGAUGGCAGCCUCCGCUGCGGAGUGUGGAGAAGAUGCGUUUCGCAAAGUGUUCAAGUUUUACAAGAGGAGGAACCCGCCGCCGGACUUCAGCGACGUCGUCGACUUCUCCACAGGUCGUUCCAGCUAAACUAGACCCUGCUGCAGUGAGCGAUGCGGAGGCUGCCAGGGUUGGAUUACAACCCGUUAGAGACUGGAGAGCCUUCGGCCUACAGGGCUACCCAGGGUUCAUCUUCAUCUCCAAUCCGUUCCUACUGGGCUCCCAACCCUUCUGGGUCACACAGUGUCUAAAGACCUACCCUAAGAAGCCCAACGUCUGCAACCUGGACAUGCACAUGUCUCCCUCGGACACCCAGGACAUCUGGGGCAAGAGCAUACAUGGCCUCAGCUGUCCUCCCUCUGGAAAGAGAGAACCAAAGACUCUACUGGAGCGGCUGCGCUGGGUCACUCUGGGAUAUCACUACAACUGGGAAACCAAGACUUACUCUGCCAACCAUUACACUCCUUUCCCGGCUGACCUGCACCGGCUGUCCUCCCAGCUGACGGCCGCCUGUGGGUUUCAGGGGUUCAACGCAGAGGCCGGAAUCCUCAACUACUACAGAUCGGAUUCCUCUCUGGGGAUCCACGUGGACGAAUCGGAGCUGGAUCACAGCCGACCGCUGCUGUCGUUCAGUUUUGGGCAGUCAGCCAUCUUCCUCCUGGGAGGUACAUGCAGACAGGACCCCCCCACUGCUAUGUACAUGCACAGUGGAGACGUGAUGGUGAUGUCGGGACAGAGUCGCCUCCUUUACCACGCUGUCCCCCGCAUUGUCCCGGCACCACAGGGACAAACCUCUUUAGAGGUGGAAAGCUGCGGCCUGCGGGACAACACUGCGAUGGAGCAGGUGCCGGAGCAGGAUUGGGCCGUGUGCUCAAGGUACAUCCAGAGCUCCAGAGUGAAUGUGACAGUCAGACAGGUGCUGGGGCUCGGACAGGGUUUCCCAGCAACACCCUCUCGUCGUCAAGAGACUGAUGCAGGCUGGACAAACAGUUACCACCAAGGACCAGCGGAAGUGGAAAUGAAGAGGAAGAGGAGUAGUAGCUGUGACUCAGUCGAUACGGAGACAUGAGACAGACCACAUGCUGUAACACUCACUGGAGCUGCUUUCAGACAAUCACUGAAGUCCGAACAUUAUCCUGAACUUUUGUCAGAGUGAGCCCAUGUGAGAAUACAGCAGGAGAAUCACCAGAGUGGGCGCGUCGAUGACCAUAUGCAAAAGCACAGCUUCCUGCAGCGGAGUUAUCGUCACGUCCUGCCUCCUGCUCCUCCACCCAGACGCCACAAUAUAUUCUGGAAAUGUUCCCGCUUUUUUGAACGCGUCUGAUUUGAAUCUGCUGCUGCAUUCGUCACGUCAAUGGCCAACUCCAAAGAAUGUCCGGACGUAAUUCUUUUGAAGUUCAUGGCUGAAAACAGCUUCAGAGAUAUGGCACAGCUGAUACCAGGAGUCCUCCUUCGCCGUGAUAGUGUUGCAAAAAAGAAAAAAAGACUAGGUCAAAACCUAUUAUAUGGUUGGUCCGUGACAAAAGGGGUCAAAGUGUAAACUGAACGCUCCUCUGCAGAGUUUGUCCAACUAGAAGCUUUCACAAGACCACAUUCUGACACAGUGAAGAUCUAAAAGCAAAGCAACUGAAACCAAACACUGUGUAAAAAAACAAAACCCUGAAGUGUCAUCGUCACAGCCAUCUGACAUCGGAUCCCGAAAUAAACACCUGAAAAAAGCCAAAAUGCGAGUGGAAAAAACAAAUGUUUUAAAAAAAAAAAGUGAAAUAUGAUUGGUUAUUAAAUAAUGGUCACCAAAAAAAUCCAUCCUCUAUAUUGAAAACACAGCGUGUAUAUAUUGGAGUUUGGCUGUCUUUGCAAAAAAUUGUUGGACCUUUAUUGAGGUUGAGUGGUAUUUGUGAAGAGGAAGAAACAGUUGGGGGGGGGGGGGGUCACCAUUAUUUAUUUACAAUUCACCAUAUACUAAACAUUUCUAAAUGUUUGUUUUGCUAUUAUGAAGACAAAUUUUAUUUUAUUAAAGCCUUUCUAACAACCACUGCACUCCUGUUGCUCCUCUCUUUCACAGUCCGCUCAGUUCGUUUCAGUCGACAGAAGGUAACAGUGUAGACUGGUCCAAAAUAUGCUAAACGUCAUGGGGCACAUUCCCAUGACCGAAACCACACGGAGACGAGGGCCGGUGCGCAUAUGAACUCUCAGGUACACAGCACAUCUUCUCUUUGUUCUCUCAGAAAAAAACCUCAUUCCUCUUUGGUUAAAUCUUCUAAUGUGCUGCACAAUGUUUAGAGACAGACGUGCAGAUGAAUGUGGAGAGAGCCAGAGCAUAUGUGAGAAUGUGUAGAGGUUGGAGAGAAUAUGCAAGACUGAACUCAAAAUACAUGAAUCCAAACAGUGUUGUGCACUUAACAGGCCACAAGAGGGCAGGACACACUAACAUGUUCUACUGGCAGUGAAGCGGACGUCCAACAAUGGGCCUUGCUCAUGAACCGUGCGUACGGACAGAUCAGUGAUGUCCCCAGAUGUUUUUCACGGGAGGGCGUCUCGACACGCAUUUUUCAAUGGACCGUUCUAUUCUUUUCUAGUAGGGGUGUUUUUUUCUGUUGCUGUUACUAGUCCCUCCUCUAGGUGUCACUGCACAUCCACAUGUUCGUUUUCUUGGAAACUGUCAAGGCAUGGUACACAUGACAUGACAAGAGUAUUUGUAAAUUUUAAUGAUUUUUAAAAGAAAAAAUCAGAAGAAUGUUGUCCAAUAUUCUAUAAUAAUAACACUAAUAAUAUAUUUUAUUUAUAGAGCACUUUUCAUUGCUAAAAGCAAUCUCAAAGUGCUCUUUCUAUGGUCCCUGUUUCAUACUAAAUAAAUUGUGACAGACAGAAGUAUUCUACUCAACAUUUAAGCUUUUAUGGAGAAAUGUUGUCUAAAAUAUUCUCAACCUCAAUCCGUAACAGAUUCAUUAUUUGUAGGGUACAGAUGGCAAUCAUCCUAAAUAUGGAGAAGUCAACAUGGAGGACAUAAAGUUGUCUCUCAACAAUAACAGUACUGAUGACAAUAAUAAUAAAGAAUAACACUUAUAUUCUAUUCUAUUUUUUACAGAGUGGGCCGCAGCAGGCCAACCAAGAAAUCCUCCUGGUUCCUCGUGCUCAUCUACAGUGACAGACACUCCAGCAGCAUCUUAUUUCUUUAUGAAGGAUAUAUAUUAUAUAAUAAUAUAAUAAAUACAUUAUUUAAGUACAAAACUUGGUGAAAUGAUUUCAGUUUAUUCAGUACUUUUUGAAAACAUUUUCAUCAUAUUUUAACAAUAUCGUGAUAAUACUGAUUACCCUGAAAAUUUUGGUCACGAUAAUCAUUGUUAUAGCCAUAGAGAAAUGAAUUUAAAUGUUCUGCCUUAUUAGUUGAGUAGUUGAGUGAUUCAGUCUUUAAUUUUCAUCUGUAAAAUUCAGUUACAUAUUAUAUUGAUGUCAUAAGACAUCAUUUGACUUGAUCUAGCAGUUCGAGAUGGUUAAUUUGUCCUACUGCCACAAAUGAAUCUUGCUUUUGUAAAGCGCAGCUGAUUGUAGUUUUGCCAUAUGGACAUGUUUUAUUUCAUGAACAAUCUGAUCAAGACAAAAAUGGUUUGUUUCAUUUUGUAACUGUUAUAUUAUGGAGAAUAAAUUGUCUAUUUCUUUUAUUUUA
Molecule: messenger RNA, 4104 nt
Organism: Scophthalmus maximus (turbot)
Lineage: Eukaryota; Metazoa; Chordata; Actinopteri; Pleuronectiformes; Scophthalmidae
Gene: alkbh1
Product: alkB homolog 1, histone H2A dioxygenase
Exons: 6
Coding region: 433-1506 (357 amino acids)
Biological process (GO): oxidative RNA demethylation
Cellular component (GO): nucleus; cytoplasm
Molecular function (GO): oxidative RNA demethylase activity; ferrous iron binding; broad specificity oxidative DNA demethylase activity
Source: RefSeq, a predicted model, not a curated record